This is a messenger RNA of Papaver somniferum (opium poppy), 1908 nucleotides long. RefSeq names its product protein FAR1-RELATED SEQUENCE 5-like. Gene Ontology annotation, molecular function: zinc ion binding. The transcript is spliced from 4 exons. Gene Ontology annotation, biological process: regulation of DNA-templated transcription. The record is from RefSeq and is a predicted model, not a curated record. Lineage: Eukaryota; Viridiplantae; Streptophyta; Magnoliopsida; Ranunculales; Papaveraceae. Bases 1 to 1908 code for a protein of 635 amino acids.
AUGGAAACUACUAUUGGAAAUAAUGAAACUGGUUGUAAUGAUAUGUCAUCCAAAGAUCUCAAACCAGCAGUUGGUUUGGAAUUUUCUUCUAUUGAAAUAGCUGAUUUAUUCUACAAAGAAUAUGGGAGAAGCAAGGGAUUUUCUACACGUAAGACAUCAUCAUAUGCCAGUGCGAAUAGGGGAGGUAUAAGUAAAGUUAUAUUUGUUUGUGGUUGUGAAGGUGUCUACGGUAAAGAUCCUAAUUAUGAUGAUUCAAAUAGUUUUGACGAUGAUGAAGUCGAACAGGAGGUUGUGAAGAGGAAAAAGAACACUUCAACCAUGAGAACAAAUUGUAAAGCUAUGAUGCGUAUAGCUUUGGAUGUAAAAUGUAAGAUAUGGUAUACAAAUGCAUUUGUGGAUGAACACAAUCAUGUUAUGGUCUCUCCUAAAAAGAGAGUUCUCAUGAGGUCAAACAAGUAUAUGCUAAGUGAAGCUAACAGCUUGGCUGGGGCAUUUAACAAAAAUAGGCUCCCAGUUGGUAAGAUUGCAUCAUUAUUCGGGCAUAGUGAAAAUAAUACAUUCACUCCUAGGGAGGUUUACAAUCAUUUGAGGAUGGUUAGGAAAUCUCUAUUAGAUGUUGGAGAUGCAGAAGCCUUGCUUGACUACUUCAGGAAAAGAACAAUUGAGAACCCCAGUUUUUAUUAUGCAAUACAAGUUGAUGAAGUAGGGAGGGCAGAAAAUUUGUUUUGGGUUGAUGCACGUUCGCGGAUGGCAUAUAGUCGUUUUGCAGAUGCUGUAACGUUCGAUACAACAUAUAGGACCAACAAAUAUAAUAUGCCCUUUGCUCCUUUUAUAGGUACGAAUUUGGAUUUGCAUUACUCGGAGAUAAGACAAAAGAGACUUUUACAUGGUUGUUUAAGACGCGGCUUGAAGAAAUGGGAGGUACCCCCGCCAUUCAAUAUCAUUCAUAUCAGCAACUUUAUAGAUUUGAAUCAGACAUCUCUACGACAAUUAGUCGAAAGUUGUGAUCAGGCACUGGAAAGAAUGUAUGUUAGAGAAAGGGAAGAAGACUACAAGUCUAUCCACAUGAAGCGUAUAUUUGCCUCACAAGAUUUAUUGGUAAGGCAUGCAUCUAAGGUUUUUACUCGCGUUAUCUUUAACAAAGUUCAUGACGAGUUUAAUGCGUCUUUGAAGUAUCAAUCAAAAAUAAUUGAGGUCAAUGGUGAUGAGCACUCUUAUAAAGUAUUCUGGAAAGUAGACGAAGAUAUAGUGGAAGAAUUUCCGUUAAAGAUUAAUGCGUUAACCAAAAGUGGUACAUGUGGUUGCCAAAAUUUUGAAUUCAAGGGGAUAUCAUGUAGACAUUUGCAUCAUAUUUUAGUAUCUCGCCUUUACGAGACAGAGAUUCCACCUCAUUUUAUAAUGGAAAGGUGGACAAUAAAUGCUAACAAGUGUGCGGUUUUAGGUUCUGAUCGCUUGGAAAUAAAUGAUGAUAAGGUUGGAAUUGAAGCCAUGCGGAUCAGUCAUUGUUGCCGACGAUCAUCUAAGCUAGCGUACAUGUUUUUGGGUAAAUCAGAAAAAGCAUACGAGAUGGCAAUGGAUUUUCUUAACCAAGCAUUUGAGAAGGCUAGAGAGAUAGACAAUGUUGAACUUGAAAAAGAACAUGGUGAAGACAUAACUAUUGAUCAGGCAUGCACCAACGCUGUAGAGGUACCUGACGAUGUUUCGAAUGCUACUACCGCUGCUAAGAUGAUCUUGGGUGAUCCACGCAUCUCCCAGACGAAAGAGUGGUAUAGAACUGUGCCAGACAAGAAAAAACCUAGAACUUACAAGUACUUCAAGUAUGAAGGUCACGACCCUCGUACUUGCAAACAAAAAAAAGCUGAUCAGUUAGCUGCUGCUAGUGCUAACAGUGGUAGUGGUACUGCGUGA